Messenger RNA from Amoebophrya sp. A120, 6608 nucleotides. The record is from the annotation of a GenBank genome assembly. Lineage: Eukaryota; Dinophyceae; Syndiniales; Amoebophryaceae.
GUCCGACUGCGUUUCAGCGCUCCCAGAAGUUGCGAUAGAAGAAAUCGAACGGGAGCUAGAAGCAGCUGCUAAGAGAACUUCUAGACCAGGAAAUAAAGAGCCUGGAAGUAGUACGUCUACGUCUUCGGCAAAUAAAGAGAAGCCGAAGCCGAUCGAAGAACUCUACCCCUCGCUCUUUGGUUCGCCACGGAAAAAGACCGCGGACGAUCACGAUCAACAUGACUCGCAGGAGGCGGGAAAGAGCAAAGCUGCCAAAGCAGGCACAACUACUUCUGCAGCGGGGACGACCGACAAGCUGCCAGUCCAGGAUGAAGUUCUUGACGCGCGCGCUCUCAUGUCGGAGUCUCUCGUUGCCGCAGACGGUUUUCUCGCCACGACGCUGCAGCCGAUGAAGAUAAGCUUCAACACGCUGCGCGAUCUGCAUCUGCACGAGCGAACAAAGAUGACGCUGAUCCUUGAGAAACAGGCAAAGCAGAUCGCGGAAAAUGAGCAGAAGGAGAGUGACGCGGUGCGAGAGAACACGGAACUCCUCGCGGAGAAUCGGAGACUCCGCAACGACGCGGAGAUGAAAAAGCUGCAGUUUGACCAGGUUUUGGCGGAAAAGGCGAAGGAGGACGAGCAGCAGCAGCUUUUCCAGAUCGAGCAACAGUACACGCUGCGGGGAAACCUCCGCGAGAAGAUGUCGGACAUCGAGAAGCUGACCCAACGGGUGGCGGUAUCGUGAGGAAAAAUCUCCCCUCCCCAUACCAAAAGGGGGCACUUCUGAAAAUUUGUGAUGCUGAUUUGUGGCCACAAAUCGUCUCUGUAUUGCAAGAAGGCAAGUCCAGAGACUCCGCCACCUUUUGCAGGCGGUUUGUGAUGCUGCUAAGCCUACAGGCGGGAUCUCUGUCUUGCUAAGUAGAGCCUACAUCAGAACACCCCCGCCCGUGCUUUGUAUCUGCCUGCAUUCCUCUACUGCAAGACAAAGCUGAUAUCUGUACACAGUUCCCGCAUCACAGAUUUCGACUUUGAUAUGGGGAGGGGGGAUUUUUCAUUUUGAUAUGCGGAGCAGGAGAAGGAGAAGUAUCUGUUGCAAACCAAGAUCGACGAGUUUGAGGACGAGAAAACGGAUUUGGUGCGGUUCCACGAACGGGAAAUCCACGCGUGGAAAGCGGCGAAGGACGAUCUGGCGGAGGAGCAGAGGGAGUCCAAGCAGCAGUUGCAGGACAUCAUCCAGCGGUUAGAAGAAGAGAAACAACAGAACAAAACCUUGUUCGACCUGAAGGUGAAGGAGUUCGAAAAGCAGCUAGAGGCAGAGAAGGAGCAGCAGAAGAAGCAGCAGGAGGUGUUUCAGGACCAGCAGAAGGAACUGAAGGAACUCUACAACCGAGAAAAGCAAUAUGGAAGCGUCAGGUUUGAAAUCGACAAAGUUGAAAUGACUUGUAAUGCAUAAAGUGCAUGACCCGAGGUACGUGUGUUGCAGAGCAGGCACGUGAGGCCGAUUGUAGGCCUCUUUGGGGUUGCAGCUCGAGCUGCUAAAGUAGCAUGAGAAAAUCGCCCUUCUUUGCCUAAACAGUAUGACAAACUGGAUUCAGGGACCACCGAAAUUUGUCAUGCGCCACUUGGAAACUGGGUUCCAACUGGCAUCCAUUUUAUGCAUGACACUUUGUCGAUUUCGAUCCUGACGCUUCCAUAAGCAAGUCGCAACCACUUCGGUCACGGAAAACAAGAAAAUCCUGGACGAGUUGACGAACGAACUGGAUUUGCUGACCGCGCAGAACACGAGUCUGACGAAGGAACACGAGAAGGAACGCAACCUCUUGCGAGAGGAAAUCGCGAAGCUGAAAGCCGACAACCGCAUUCUGGCGGCAAAGUUCGAGGAACUACUGAGCUUCUCCGGUGCGAUGGAGAAAAAAAACCGCAACUUGGUGCUGGGGUUGGCGAAAACAGAAAAGGACCACAGCGGGCUGGUCGAAGACUACUCGGUCUUGUUGCAAGUUGCAGAGCUAUUACAAUGAAAAAUGCCCCCUCCCCAUAUCAAAACGGAAAUCUGUGAUGCAGAUUUGUGGUCACAAAUCAGCUUUGUGAUGCUAGAAGGCAAAAGAUGCGGACUGUAGUGCUGUCUAGCGUGGGAAAGCCUUGCAGCUCCAGGAUGACAGGAGGCAACUGGAAGUGGGAAACAGCAUGACAGAUUACCUGCAAUUUAGGCCACAGCUUCGUCUCUUGGCCUUCUAGCAAUACAGGUCGAUUUGUGUACUCAAAUACAGCAUCACAAGUUCGCGCAUCUUCCGUUUCCGAUAUGGGGUGGGGGCUUUUUUCACUUUGAUAAGAGCAGAGCGCGGGCGGGGCGGGGAGAAGGGCUGGAGGAGGUCGUAGACGCUCCGGUAGCAGUUGUAGACCGUUCUACCCACCUCGCAGUUCCGCGACGCGAAGUGCCUCUGCCUCUGCGCAGGCGCACCAGCACUCCAGUAAUAAGCGCGGCUCCUCAACAACGCCCUCGUCGAGCGCAUCGCGUUCGCCGGGGGGCGUGGGCACCAGCAGGAGUACUAGAAGAGUCUUGCCUACUCGUGGUGGGGCAACUACAUCGCUGCAUGAUCGCGGAAGCGUAAGCUUGACGCCGAGCAGAGCUGCAGCUGCCAGAGGACAGCAUCGUGCUCACGACCCUGAUGGAAAUCCGCCACGACGUGAUGCGCUCUCCCGAGGGCGUGACUUUGUAUUCGAAGGUGUGCUGGAGAAGCCGACAAGCGCAGAUCCGGAAGUGCAGCGAAUUCUGGAUCGUGUUGACGUAUUUCUCACUAACAAAGCACGGGAACGACGCGGAUCGCCGCCCGCUGGUGUGGUCGCCACGCUCUCAUCUCGAGACAGAAUGUGGCGAGCAGAAAAAGCAUCAUCCUCAACAUCUCCAAGCACGACGCGACGGGUUCUGGUGGACGAUUUGCAACCGAGCGGGGCGCCUUUGAGAGCUGCGGGUGGUGGGACAAGAUCGAGUCCUACCUGCUCGCGAGGACAAAACAAAAAACCGCAUCAACCCCGAAGGUGGCAGGAUAUGCAUUGCAAAUAUUUCUGGGCCUGGAAGCAAGGAUCCAAACUUGUCAUGCCAAAUCUGAAGCGGGCUAAAAUGUGUGUUGCAUGACCCGCAAAACUUACCCACUUGCACUUCUUGCAACGGAAACAAAAGGCAAACUUCCCACGCAGAAUAGGCAUUAAGAAGCUCUUGCAAAGUUUCAAUUUGUGAUGCUUUUGGCUGCAUUCGAGUUCGAGAUCUGAUUCUGAUCAUCUCUGGGAGUGGUGGGAUAGUACACGAGAUGCAUGACAUCAAACCUUGCUGCAGCUCUCUUCCAGACCCAGACCACAUAUUUGCACUCGAUACAGGAGCUCGCGAACACAACGCACGACCAGUAUUCUAUGCAUGUUUCCCCGCGAAGCAGCCGUUCGCGGCUCCUUCGGGCAGACAACGACUUCCUCGUCAACGAUCGAGAUUCGCGCCUGAAGUCCGGUCGUUACAACAACAGUCCCAGGCUCGACUUCACCAACAGCAAGGCGUCUUGGAGCAAUAGCUUGCGCUCCACGUCCGAAGUCCUAGGAGGCUUCGGAAAUCUUUCGAAGUUGGAGACCAAGUCACCGACCAAUUCCGUCAGAAAUGGGCGCACGAGCCACAGUCCCUCGGCAAGGAGCCGAAAGGAAAGCAACGCCAGCUUCUUCGACGAUUUGCUACGAACGCACGAUGGAGGUCUGAUGUCGAAGGAACGAAGAUUCAGUCCACGAAGCGCUACAGCGGUUCCCCCGGGCGGCGGGAUUCUUCGUGGCACAGGUAGUGGCAACUACAUGGUCAGCACCUCCCAUGAUAUUUCCCCUCCACGAGGGGACGAGCAGAGACUUCUCGUGUCCCAACGAGGAUCUCCUGGAGGCUCCGGGUCUCCGGCAAGCAAAAAACACGUGGAAAUUCUGGAGCAACUGUCGGAAUUGGAAGAGAUCUUUCUCGAAAAAGCCACAGAAUCCCGGACAAAAGUAGAGAACAUGUCAAAGAACUCAGGCGUUUUUUUCUCCUCGUCGCGAUCACCCGCCGAAGAUGAUGGGCGGACGACACAUCUUCAUAGUUCCUCACAUGGACCACCAGCCCCUGGACCACGGCCACAACAAAGGCCGCUGGCUUUCUCGGACGGAACAUCAACGAAGCCAGAGGACGUCGACCUGCAGCAGGCUUGGACCCAGCUGAUAUCGCGAAACUCGUCUCGCCGCGGCAGCUUGUCAUCCUUGGAAAGCAGCCGGAGGCUGAGGUCCCCACGAAACAGGCUGUCCCUGUCCCCGAAAUGGUAUUCGAGCUCUGCCCGCGGCGUCGUGGCCGCAUCCUCAUCUUCCUCGUCGCAACUGCAGUCUGUCAGAGGUUCCAAAGAAGUGAUCACUGGACGAUCCUCGUCAAGAACUGGAGCUGCUCCGCAGCAGUUUUACUCGGAGCCGGACGGAGCGCCAGCAGCUCCCGUUGUACUGGAAGAUCCCGUAGCUCUGGCGCCCAGUCCCGCGGCACAAGACAAGGAGCAACUGCAUCUCCCACGACCGAGGGGUUGCAGUGGUCACGAAGUACCGCUUGCGCAAAAGUUGCUGCGGUCGCCUCGUCCUCCGACGGUUUUGGGACAGAACCUGUUUAUUGAGUCCUCCUCCUCCGCCUCGGGGCGAGCGAGGUAAAAAAAUAGAUAAAUGCUAUUUUUAGAAGUUGUGAGCUUUUUCGAUUUAGUUUCAGCCUAAGCCUUGUUCUUCUAAUUCAGUAGCUAGCAUGCUGUUGGGCCCGAGUCACAGACACACACACAGACAAAGAAGGUCACAGACAUUGAUGGAUCAUGAUCAAAUGCUGACUCGCAGUUGUACGUUAUCUUCUAAAUCCAUUCAAGAAAUUUCGCUGAAACUACUGCGACUCAUGCUCAUGUGCUUCACAGGAGCAGAAGUCCAUCAGCGCGAAAGAGGCCAGAAUCCGCAAGGCAAAGCGACCCGAACCCUGCCGCUACUCUGAGUUCGCUGUUGGCAGAAAUCGAUGCUGGCUCGGGCCAGCAACUUCAGCAGCAGCAUCACAACGGUUCUACGCUCAUCUCGCUGGCGAAUGCAAACAAUAGUCAAUUAUCGAUUAUCGAGGACCAGCCGUGGAACAAGUCACACUCUCCGAGGAGUAAAUUGUCCCAGCGGUUGCGCUAUGAAUUGCAAAAGUAUCGCACUCGUAUUGCAAUCAUGCAUUGCAAAUCUUUUCCCUAAGGUAAAUCAGCAUCACAAAUUUUUAUUUUAUUUCUCAUGCUGUGAAAAUCAAAAUGAAAAUUUGUAAUGCUAAUGCAUUUAUACGAGUACGAUACUUUUACAAAGCAUAUACGCCUGGGGCCGACAAUUUUAUCACACAUAAAAGACGAAAAUGAAGCGUUACUCCGAAAACAAAUGGAAUCCUUUAGAGGUAUAACAUGAGUACAACUUGAAUUUUUUUUUUGAUGAUGUCCUCCAUCCAUCCUCCAUGCGCUUGCUUGAUGCAGGUCAUAUGUUUAUAGCGAUCUUUUGUCAUCCUCAUCUUUUGGCAAGGAUUUCUGUUUGUCAAGCAGUUAUUUGUUCAAACCAAAGUCCAUAUUAAUUUCCGCAAGGCCCUAAUAUGAAAUGAAAAGAAAUAUUUGUCCUCGCAAUGCACCAUUACAAAUUAAUAAUGAGCUGGAAAUUAGCACUAGUAGUAGUACCUCUUGCUUGCGUUCCAGGUACUACUCGAGAGGACCCGUCUUUUCAAGAAUUGAACGAGUCAACAACGUCGCGGUACGCAGCCCUGGACUCGGUCGCAAAAAUUCAGCGGGAAAAUAUUUUGUUGCUGAAAGCAAAGAUCGAGGCUCUCGCGGCGACGCGGCGAGAACAGCAAAAGGCCGAUACGAAGAUUGUCAGCCAGGAAGACCAUGCAGAUCCCGCCGGCGUUUCCGUUUGAUAGGAGCGGCGACUCUUCAAAGUAGAACAGACGGGGGAAAAUUUGUAAAUCAUUUUGGUCGUAUGUGGGGGCGGGAUCCAGAUCAGGGACUGUGUCUGUGUGCAUUCUAUGCGUCUUUGGAUCGGCGUUCGUGGCGAGCGAUUUUUCUUUUUCUUCACCAGGAAGCCACUUGGUGGCCGCGAUAAAAGAAAAGCUUAAACUAUGUAUACUAUUGCAUUUGCACCCCAGCGGUUGAGUGACAAACAGCCUGACGUGUAUACGAUACAAAAAUCAAAAGAAUUCCAUGUCGACAUUGUUUUUGUUGACCAAAAUCAAAUUUACUUCGUUAGACUCAACACGGCGGAAUAUUCAAGAUGAAAACUUUAUACUUUUAUUUUCAAUGUCGGCGUCUCUAUGUCUAUUCUUUUUCUUGGUAUCGGUAUCGGAGUCAAUCAUCAAUCAAUGCUCUAUUUCCUUGACGAAGGUUUUAUGGCGCCCAAGUAAGUUAUUUCUAUUUGUGAGGGAAACAAGAAGCAUAGGCAUACAGUCUGGGACGCAUGAUCGAUUUUAUUCGAAAGUCGAAACUCUGAAAAUCACACAGCGCAGCUAGAUUUAUUUCUACAGGCCCCCGUUGCUUGUCUGACCGAGGUGCCGGUCUUGGUCGGGACCGGGAGGAAGAAAUCGGCCAAAUGGAGCUACUAGUACUAGGCAC